AUGGAGGAACAUCAAGCGCAGAAGCGCGCGACGAUCCUUGAACUUACACAAGAGAGCACGACUCUCGGGGCUUCCAAGACGAUCGAGCUCUUCCCGCUUGACGCACUGAUCAUCUUCGACGUGCACACUCUGUGUCUUCACUUGCAUCGCGCCCUCAACGUCGUGCUUGGACUGCGCGAGGCGAUGUGGGAAGAGCUAAAGGCGCUGUGCUCCCGCGAGUUUUCGGAGAGCGAUGCGCCCAUGCUUGCGCGCUCAGGUUUUUUACCGCACGAGGACACCCCUGGGCAACUAUACGCGAAGUUCAGCCGCUUGAUGGAGCAUUAUAAAAGUGACAUGCACGUGCGAAUGUCCAUAUGGCACUCGAUGGUCCACUACGGCUGGGAGUACCCGCAACGAGACGAUCAUUCUCGUGCUGAAGAGUUCGAGGCGCAGCGUCUCCGCGAGGAUAUCCUACUUGCGCGCCACAAGGCGGGCGCAGAAAAUGAGCGGGAGUCGCCAUGUCGCUCAGUCCGCAUUCUCGUCGGAGCGAAGGUCUGA
Molecule: messenger RNA, 537 nt
Organism: Epithele typhae
Lineage: Eukaryota; Fungi; Basidiomycota; Agaricomycetes; Polyporales; Epitheliaceae
Exons: 2
Coding region: 1-537 (178 amino acids)
Source: RefSeq, a predicted model, not a curated record